AUGUUCCCAAUCAGUAGAGAAUGGAUAAAGGAUUGGUCGUUGGACGUUGACAUUGAUAUUUGGGCAGAGUACAUUAAGAGUACUACGGCAAUGAAGAUGGCUGAGGAGCAUAGAGAGAAGGUGGAGUUCCUCAUCACAAUGUUUCCAGACAUUCCUGACGAAACCAUUGAACUCAUGUUGGAGACGGUUCAAGGUGAUGCCAAACUAGUUGUAGAGUUAUUGCUAGAGCCCCUAUUCGAUACAGACAAUGACAAUGAAGAUUACAAUGACAGUUAUUAUGAUGUUAAUGAUAUACCAAUACCAGAGUUGGACAUUCAUGAAGACAACAACUACAAAACAAUGCCAAUGCCUAUCAAGAAGCAAUUUAAUCAACAUCAACAACAACAACAACCACAACAACAGAAGCAACAACAACAACAGAAGCAACAACAGAAGCAACAACAUAAACAACAGAAACAACAACAGAAACAACAAAACCAUUAUCAGCCUCCUCCUCAGACAUCACCAAAGAAGCAGUUUCUGAAACCAAAGGAAUAUCAGAGUAUUCAUUCAUCAGAGCCACAACAACUACAAUAUGUACAACAACAACCCAAGACUACACCUCCUCUUACUCCAGUUGUGCCCAUACUGGAGCCACCUCAACAACCACAACUUGAACAACCUCAACAACUUGGUAGUGAUUAUAGAGUGAUGCUGGCACACCUUCAGGACAUGUUUGGACAUAUUCCAAGACAACAUAUUGCAAUGGUCAUUGAGAUGGAGAACUUCAAUCAAGACAAGACUAUCGAUGCACUCUGCGACUAUGACAACACUUUGAGGAGAUUGGAAGAGUAUCAAUUGCAGGUGGCAUGGUUGCAGGAGCAGCAGGUGAAGGAGGAGAUGGAGCUGAAGCAGCAGCAGCAACAGCAGCAACAACAGCAAAUCCAAAUGCAGCAACAACAGCAACAGAACAUGACAUCACAUCAGAAUAUAAUCAAGCCAAAGACCAACAACAAUAACAACAACACACCAAAGAAACCAAAGAAGACAUUCGAAUCUCCACCAAAGUUGGAGGAUGUCAUCAAGGAGCAACAAGAGAACAGUAUCAAGAAUCCAUCGUCAGCAUACAAAUAUGUUUCAACCUCAUCAUCUAGUCAAUCAUCUAAACAACAUCAACAACAACAUAGUCAACAACAACAACAAGAAGUUGUAGAUAACGAUAACUAUGAUGAAUUGAAUGCAAAGGCAAUAUUGGCACAGACAAGGAAGAGCAACAAUCAAUUCCAUAAUAAUGGACAGGCUGAUAAGAAGGAGAUGUUGCUGUUGAAGGAGUUCUCUGUGAUGGGAGAGGAUGUUGUACUGAGUGUAUACGAACAGUCUGGCAACGAUCUCAAGAAGGCAUGGGAGCAUCUAAAGGAGAUGAGAAUGGAGGAGUAUGGUGGUGAUGUAAAGACACUGGCAUCCAAGGUCAAGAAGCAUUCCGCAAUGAAUAGUGGUCCACAGCCAUACACCACCACGACAACUACAACAACAACAACAUCAUCAGCACCAACGACCACAGUGGCCAAUCAAAUACUCAAUAGACAGCAGCAGCAACAAGGUGGAAAACCGAAUAAUAAUAACAGGCCAUUGCCAAAUGCUGCUGCUGCUGUUGCUGAUGAGCCAGACAGAGUUGCCAUCAUUCCAUCUGGUCCAAACAAGGUGGAGAUAUACUCUGGAGUAACCAAAGUAGAGAAGACAUUCCAGAGGGUCCAGCCCAAUAACCCAAAGAAGACCAGUCCCAAGUUGUCUUCAACUCAGAUGAACCAGAGGGACUACGAACAAUACAGAUCAGAAGCCAAUAGAUAUGCAGCACUGAGGAAUACAUUCUUCAAACAAGCUGCCGCAGCAUACAUGGCUGGAAAGGCUGCUGAUGCUCGCUCAUUGUCUGAGAAAGGUCGCCAAUACGAUGUGUUGCUGAAACAAGCCAACUCUAAUGCAUCCAACCAGAUUUUUAUGUCUUGCAAUUCGAGAAUCAAUGAUACACUUAGGAUUGAUUUACAUGGAUUGUACGUGACAGAGGCAUUGGAGAUGGUCAGCCACAUUCUGGACGUUCACACGAGUGGAAAGUACGAGGGAUCUGGAGAGGAUCGACCAAAAGAAAUCGAACUCAUCACCGGUAUGGGUAAUCACAGUGAAGGAGGUGUUGCAAAGAUCAAACCAGCGUUGAUCAACCUGCUGCGCGAGUCCAGGUUGCAGUUCCAAGACAGGGGUGGUAUCAUAGCUGUCAAGUUAAGAUAG
This is a messenger RNA of Acytostelium subglobosum LB1, 2259 nucleotides long. RefSeq lists its product as hypothetical. Lineage: Eukaryota; Evosea; Eumycetozoa; Acytosteliales; Acytosteliaceae. Gene Ontology annotation, molecular function: ubiquitin binding. The transcript has 3 exons. The record is from RefSeq and is a predicted model, not a curated record. Bases 1 to 2259 code for a protein of 752 amino acids.